Molecule: messenger RNA, 1599 nt
Organism: Metopolophium dirhodum (rose-grain aphid)
Lineage: Eukaryota; Metazoa; Arthropoda; Insecta; Hemiptera; Aphididae
Exons: 2
Coding region: 1-1599 (532 amino acids)
Biological process (GO): carotenoid biosynthetic process
Molecular function (GO): oxidoreductase activity
Source: RefSeq, a predicted model, not a curated record
AUGGUGGUUAAAAUUAUCAUCAUCGGGGCUGGAGUUGGUGGUACAGCAGCAGCUGCUAGACUUAGCAAAAAAGGAUUUCAAGUAGAAAUUUAUGAAAAAAAUUCAUAUAAUGGUGGAAGAUGUUCACUCAUUUAUCAAAACGGACAUCGAUUUGAUCAAGGUCCAUCAUUGUAUCUAAUGCCUAAAAUAUUUGAGGAGACAUUCGAAGAUUUGGGGGAGGACAUUAAAAAUCACAUAGAGUUAUUGAAGUGUCCUUCUAAUUACUAUGUACAUUUUCACGACGGGGAAACAUUCGAACUUACCACAGAUAUAGCAAAAUUAUCUCGUUCUUUGGAAAAAUACGAAGGCAGUGGUGAAUCAACAUUAAUUAAUUUUUUAAAUUAUUUAAAGCAAACUCAUUUGUACUAUCAAAAGAGCGUUAAAAAGGCACUCCAGACCGAUUUCCAACAUUGGUAUGAUUUUUUCAAUCCAAGACAUAUACCAGACGUAAUCCAAUUGCAUCUAUUGGACACUGUUUACAACAAAGUGUGCAAGUAUUUCAAGAGCGACUACAUGAGAAAGGCAUUUUCAUUCCAGACUAUGUACUUGGGAAUGUCACCAUAUGACGGUUUGGCUCUCUAUAGUUUACUGCAGUACACUGAAAUAGCAGAAGGGAUUUGGUAUCCGAAAGGAGGCUUCCAUAAAGUUUUGGAAAUUCUUGAAAACAUUGCUGUAAAACAUGGGGCAAAGUUCAACUAUAAUGCCGAUGUGCAAAAAAUAAUAAUUGAUGACAAAGGAGUGGCGAAAGGGAUCAAAUUGGUAAAUGGUGAUGUUGUAAAUAGUGACAUUGUAAUUUGUAAUGCAGAUCUCACAUAUGCGUACAACAAACUUUUGCCAAAAACAUCAUACGCUGAAAAACUUGACAAAAAAGAACAUACUUCAUCUUCGAUAUCAUUUUAUUGGUCCAUGAAUACAAUCGUGUCACAGUUGAAUGUACACAAUAUUUUUUUGGCUGAAAAAUAUAAAGAAAGCUUUGACCAAAUAUUCAAGGAUCACACAUUGCCCGAUGAUCCAUCGUUUUAUGUUAACGUUCCCAGUCGCAUCGAUCCGACAGCAGCCCCUGAAGGAAAAGACUCAAUCGUAGUUUUAGUACCAGUUGGACAUAUGUCGAAUGUACCUAAUAUUGAUUUCGAUGAACUUGUGAAGAAAGCUAGGGAACAAGUAAUCGAUACAAUCGAGAAAAGAUUGAAGAUAUCAAACUUCAGAAGUAUGAUCGAUCAUGAGAAAGUGAAUGAUCCGAGAACAUGGAAAAACGAAUUCAAUUUAUGGAAAGGGUCUAUACUAGGAUUAUCUCAUACAUUUUUGCAGGUUGUAUGGUUCAGACCUAGUUUAAAAUGUAACAUAUUUAAAAACUUGUACUUUGUUGGUGCUUCGGCGCACCCAGGUACUGGUGUACCAGUAGUUUUAUGUGGUGCAAAAUUGCUAGAGAAUCAGUUGUGUGAUAGGUUCUUGGAGAGUAAAGUUAAAUUAAGCUUGUGGUCGAAGAGUGUUUCAUUUUUAAUCAGCCUCCUAGCACUUCUGUUUGUUUGGAUUUCUUUUAUGCUGUAUAAACCGUUUUAA